AUGACGACGGAUGGAUUGUUGUGCCUGGCAGUGCGAGGUCGAGGCACGCAGCAAUUGCAUUUGUUCUGCUGUGACCAGCGACUAAGCCGACAGUCGGAAGUUUCAAUUCGGGACGACGCACUCCUAGCAGACGAUUGGGCGGCUGGAUGUCUUAUAUGGGAUUACUGGGACAGACAUGGCGUCCGGGACUUUAAGACGGAGCCUUGGCACUGGGACACCCCGCCCAAGCCGGGUGCCCGAACAACAAGCGGGAGCCGCAAAGCGGCCAUGAUAAUGCCCGUUCCGCCACAGCCAAUGUGCCCAAAGGAGACACGGGUGAGUGUGAGUUAUGGCCUUGGGGUUUCACAUGAUGACCAGGGUCGGGACAUUGUCAGGUUGAAAUCCUCUGCAGUGUCGCAUGAUGUUCCAUACGGAGACCAUUUCAGCGUCGAGGAGAACAUUGAGAUGGUUCGUGAGGGUGACGGCGUCCUCGUCACGAAAUCAUUCUCUGCUGAUUUCGUCAAACGCACUUUUUUGCGGUCGAUGAUCGAGUCCAGCAUCAAGAACUCGCAAAAGGACACUUGCGAGAAGCUCAUGAGCGUCCUUCAGAGCUAUGCUGAGGACAUGUCCCCUGUCAACGUCGGAUCGCCGACUUCAUGCACUCCAAGACCGAGAUCGUCCAAUUCAGGGAUCUUCGGUAUGAUAGACGACGACGAAAGCAGCAUGGAGGAUGCAGUAUCUAUUGGCGAUGAUGGAUUCGAGUCGGCUGAAGAAGAUCCCGUCGUCUCUGCAGCUUUGGCUGGGGUGGAUGAUGAUAUGGAUGGCAGCCUCGUGUCGGCUCUUCCGUCCAUAGUUGAUUUCCUGGGUGACCUUGGCGACACCAUCUCAAGCAUUGCUGCAAACACGUGGGUCAAGCACAAUGCCAUCAAAAACGUGGACCUUCGAUGUGAGGUCUGGGAAGUGCAGAGGAGAACCACGAUGUUCCAUGAAGAUUGGCGAGCUCCCUUCCUUCCACACGAUGGGCAGAAGUACUGCGGCAGCAAUCCUUGUAGUAGCUGA
Molecule: messenger RNA, 1038 nt
Organism: Symbiodinium necroappetens
Lineage: Eukaryota; Dinophyceae; Suessiales; Symbiodiniaceae
Source: the annotation of a GenBank genome assembly